CACAGCUCAACAAAUUAUAAAUAAGAUUCUGAUGAAAUCACAAAGAAACCAAAAAAUGGAGUUGUACAAAAUCCACAUCCUAGCAUUUGCAGCUUUGAUAUGUUGUACCUCCACAGCCUAUGGAUGGGGAAUUGAUGGCCAUCUCAUCACUUGUAGACUUGCUCAGCCGAGGUUGAGCAAGGCGGCUGCGGCCGCGGUCUCCCAACUCCUGCCUGCGUACGCGGAUAAUGAUCUCGGUAGCUUGUGCUCGUGGGCCGACCGUGUUAAGUUCCGUUACCACUGGUCGUCGGCCCUUCACUACAUCGAUACUCCGGAUCAACUCUGCUCCUAUCAAUACACUAGGGAUUGCAAAGAUGAAGAUGGGAUAAAAGAUAGAUGUGUGGCUGGAGCAAUCUACAAUUACACUAAUCAGCUCAUCACAUACACCAAUCCCAAUUCUCAAUAUAAUCUCACUGAAGCACUUCUCUUCCUAGCUCAUUUCAUUGGAGACAUCCAUCAGCCUCUACACGUCGGAUUCACUUCAGACAGAGGAGGAAACACAAUUGAUGUGCAUUGGUACACUAGAAAAACACUUCUUCAUCAUGUAUGGGACGACAACAUUGUCGAAACAGCAGAAGAAAGGUUCUUCGAUUCCAACGUAGAAGAACUCAUACAUACACUCCAAACGAACAUAACGACCGUGUGGGCGAGCCAAGCAAAGGCGUGGGAGGCCUGCAGCAAGACGGCCUGUCCAGACGCAUAUGCAUCGGAAGGGAUCAAAGCAGCGUGCGACUGGGCUUACAAGGGCGUUAGCAACGGCUCUGUUCUCAAAGACGACUACUUUCUAUCACGUUAUCCGGUGGUGAACAUGAGGCUAGCUCAGGGCGGUGUUCGUUUAGCAGCUACUCUUAACCGGAUAUUUGGAUAACGGAUUAUAUCAACGUGUUUAUUGCAUUCGAACUUCUUGUAUGAACAUGUUUUCGAUCAAAACAAGAUAAUCGAGCAAUUGAACUAGCAUGUAAUCUGCA
Salvia hispanica is the source of this 1007-nucleotide messenger RNA. Its product is annotated as endonuclease 2-like. Lineage: Eukaryota; Viridiplantae; Streptophyta; Magnoliopsida; Lamiales; Lamiaceae. Gene Ontology annotation, molecular function: endonuclease activity; nucleic acid binding. Gene Ontology annotation, biological process: DNA catabolic process. The record is from RefSeq and is a predicted model, not a curated record.